Messenger RNA from Ectocarpus sp. CCAP 1310/34, 2112 nucleotides. The record is from the annotation of a GenBank genome assembly. Lineage: Eukaryota; Phaeophyceae; Ectocarpales; Ectocarpaceae.
AUGCUGGCCGUUAGGGCUGGCGCCGAGGAGGUGUAUGGGGCAGAGCUCUAUGAACCUCUCGCGCAGAUCGCCAGGGAGGUCACAACGCUAAACUGCGGGGAUAGGAUCAAGGUUGUCGCGAAGAGGAGCACGGACCUGAGUGUCGGAGAAAACGGAGAUCUGCCCCGACGAGCCGACAUGUGCAUCAACGAAAUCUAUGACUCCGCGCUCCUGGGCGAAGGGUGCCUGCCCGCGUUCCGUCACGCGCUGGCCAACCUCCUGGUGAGCGGCGCCGAGGUCCACGGUGUGCUUCUCUCGAGCAAGUUUCUUCGGUCUCGCCACGACCUCUCGACAGCGGAGUUCAGUGAGGGCGUCCCCGUUGCUCGCAACCCACGCGCGGCGGCGUGCCGCGGCGGGAGAAGGGCCCUCCCUCUCCAGGGCGCAGAGCUGGAAGAUGCCGGUACGAUGGGAUGGUGCAAUAGUAUACUUCCCACCCCCUCGACGGUCAUUUCUUCUGACCACUCUCCCUCUCUCUCUCUCUUUCUCAGGCCAGGGGCGGAGAAUUGGCAAGACCAUUGGACACCCUCGUACUUCCCUAUAUGUAACCGUGUUGAGGUUCGCGCGGGGGACUUGGUCCGCAUGAAAGUCACCCACUCGGAACUGAAUAUCAUGUUUGAGGUGCUAGCGGUUGAAAGAGAACCCGAGCAGCAGCAACAGCAGCAGCAACAGGAGAAGGGGGAGAAAACAGCGGCUACUGAAGGCACCAAUGAAGUUGCAGACGUUCCUACCAAGGCUGCAACCCUGAAGCGCGACCGCUCUCCGGGAACCGCAGAGGAAGGCCCGAGUCGUACCCUCGCCACCACCAACGGGACCAAGGCCACGCGAGAUGGCGACGCAAACGGCUACCGUAUGGAGAGGGAGUGGGACCCAGAGCCGUGCGGGUGUGGCUGGCACGUGCUCUGCAACCCCGAGCGGAUCGGCAUGCUCACGGACGAGCACAGGCGGGAGGCGUACCGGCUGGCGGUGGCCGAGCUGCUCCGGGGUCUCCCGGGGGGGCCUGGCACGGUGCUGGACAUCGGCGACGGGGCCACCUGCGCGUUCUUGGCGGUGGGAGCGGGCGCGGGAGCGGCGGUUUCGUACGAGCCCGCGGAGUGGUCGCACCUCUUGGUCGGACAAGUAGCUCGAAACAACGACCUGGAGCAGAUGCACCUGCUCGAGGCGGCGGACGAGUGGCCUUUUCUGAGGGAGGUGAUUGGGAAAGGAGGAGACGCCGACGGUGAGGAGGAGGCCGCGGGCGAGGGGCAACAGGAACACCUGCUGUGCGAUGCCCUCGUAGGGGAGCCGUUCUACUACCGGAUGCAAUCCCUGGUGCUGUAUGAAGCGAUGAACUUCUGGUAUCUUCGACGAGUCUUCGACCCUGCGCUCAAGCCGGAUGCAAGGGUUCUGCCGAUGAGAGCGAUCGUCUGCGUAGCUGGUGUCGAGCUCCCCGACCUCUCUCUCAGCCACGGUCCCGUUGGGUCCGUGCUGGGCUUCGACCACGCGCCGUACGACGAGCGUGUCCGCCCCAGGUGGCACGAGCUUUUGUACCCGUACCCUCUCAGGGCGUACAAGCACAGGCUGCUUACGGAUGCAGAAGACCUGCUAUCAUUCGAAUAUACUUCUCUGCCGACGGACGUCGAAUCUACGGUUACCAUUUCGCCCUCGUCGCCUGGGACUGUGCACGCCGUAGCUAUUUGGGUCGAUUACCAGCUCAAUGAGACUUCGCGUUGGAGCACCUAUGGGGGAUUGUUCCGCGGGGGGGGGGGUGACGGGAAUGCCGCGCGGAGAGGGGGUGUUCACGAGAAGCAGAUGCUGAGAUUUUUGUCGAAGCCGCUCGACGUCAACGGUGGUGAUGCUUCUGCCUCUGCUGCUUCUGUGUUGACAGUGUCCGGGCGUUUCGAUGUAGAGGGCGGGUGCAUGAACUUUGAGGUAGUGGAGCCGUAGAGUGUUGUGGAGCGAAAUCCAAGAGUCUGGUACUGGAAUCGCGUCCUACAUACCAUUGCAAGGAAGGUGGAUGGAAGCAUUCUGACAGCCUCUGCCACUCUCCUUAUCGUCGAGGUCUUGCUGGCCGGUCAUGAGUUGCUUUGCGCCUGA